AUGUCUGUGCUACUGCUGUCUGGUAGGAAAAAGGUGAUUGAAACCAAGAAAAAGAUUGUCAAGAAGGUCGGUAAACUGGACGAGGGUAAAGCGCCAGCAGUGACAGCAACAUGGCGGGUGGUCGCUGGCGGUGAACGCAAGAAUAUCUCCUUCUCUCGAGAUAACAUGAACGUUUAUCUCGAUGGAUCCCCCAUCGAGUGCACGGCCUACGUCACCGAUGGCGGUUAUGACCUCGAUCUUUUGUUUAACGUCGGUGAGAACCACGGCCAUAUCUACAGCGACGUGGAGGGCACCGAGAUGACCAACUAUCUCUUCUUUGAUGACCAGCUGGUGGCCCAGGAGAAGCAGAAGAACCUUCAGUCCAAGCAUCAACCAGAUGACAUCUGA
Molecule: messenger RNA, 387 nt
Organism: Candidula unifasciata
Lineage: Eukaryota; Metazoa; Mollusca; Gastropoda; Stylommatophora; Geomitridae
Source: the annotation of a GenBank genome assembly